This is a messenger RNA of Aspergillus nidulans FGSC A4, 1941 nucleotides long. Its product is annotated as protein nup37. The record is from RefSeq and is a predicted model, not a curated record. Bases 1 to 1941 code for a protein of 646 amino acids. NCBI's taxonomy places the organism in Eukaryota, Fungi, Ascomycota, Eurotiomycetes, Eurotiales, Aspergillaceae. The transcript has 2 exons.
AUGCCUUCCUUUCCCUCUCGUCCACUCGUCAGAGCGAGGGAUGAUGGUUUACAGCUGAGCUUCCAGCUUCCUCAUCGUGUAUACACCGCUCAAGGCUACCCGAUCCCCGCCCCCAACGGCUCUUCCGUUGUCGUCUAUGGCUAUGAAGAUGGACUGAAGGUUAUUUGGCGAGGAGGACGAUCAUUUUCGAAUAAAAAACUGCAGACGAAACAGGAAAAACAGCAAAAGCCAAGCCGAAACAAUGACGAUGCGGUCAUGAUUAUAGACUCUGAUGACGAGAGCAUGGCAGAUACACAAAAAGCGGAGGAGCCGGUGGCAGAUACGUACGAGUUUGAGGAUGAGGAUCCCGAGGUUGACCCUGCAGAACCUUAUGAAGGUGUUUUGCGUCAGAUCGAUAUACCCCUAGGAAGCCGGGUCAUCAAUAUCGCAGUGCCUCGCGUGCUUCCCGAAACUGCGCGCUCGAGUCUCGAUCCUUUCCCGGCAAUCCUAGACCAGCUCAUUAUCGUAUCCGCAAUUUGUGCAGACUAUUCUACGCGCGUGGUAACAGUACCUCUGACUCCUCCGCAUCCUACACAAACCGACAUUGCUGCACUGGGUAUUCAAACUUUUGCGAUCGGCGGCGGAUUCUCGCAUCAGGAGCUCCCACAAGGAGUCAGCAUCACUUUCACUUACCAGGAAAGCGAUCCGCAGCAGGGUGGCGAGGGGCGAUGGGACCUUCUCGUGGCAACCCAUUCUGCGGAAUCGUCUGGCUUACUUGUCAUUCAUCGGAUCCCAAUCACAGAAGACAAAAAGACCACUAAUAAAGUAUAUCGUCUGUCGGCAGAAGACGUUGAAUCAAAGCGCCGCUAUUUGCCUUCCCCCGCACAGAACAUAGCCUUCAAUCCCUCCAGCUAUCCUGCUGCGCGACAUUCGACUCUGCUGGUCUCGUUCCAUUCAGGCUGUGUCAAGGUGUACUCCUGCUUCUCCACGAGGCCUUCCAAGUCCUCGCGAAGAGCGGUUGCAGCACAGAACGAUUACGAAACAUUAAAAACAGAGGGAGAAUGGCUAAUCAGUCUUUACCCCGGAUUCGAGCAGCCAUUGUCAAACCUUCCACGGCGCAAGUCUAUUACGAGUGCCGAGUGGGUUUUGGGAGGACGGGCUAUUUUGGUUCUCAUGGCGGACGGUGAGUGGGGAGUCUGGGACCUUGAAGGAGCCGGUCCCGGUUCAGCCAAGGGUCCGCUCCAGGGACAGUCCAGCGUGCAAGGUGUAACUGGUGGUUCAUUGACUGCAUUUUCAGUCAGCGGGCGUAUCCUCAGCUUCCCCUCUGGUGGAAAAUCAGAAACGGCGGUUGAGCGCCGCCCAAAGUUCGCUCCGAUGACGCCUUCGACGAAGCGAAUUCGCGAGGACACUCUGUUGAAGGGAAACGUAGCCGGGACCUCUACUUCGUCCCUCCGCGGCGGGAUUUCAGUAUACCAGAUGAAUUCGACCCAAGACCCACUGCCUGAUGAAUCUAUUCUCAUUCGACAUGGUAAUCAAAGCGCGGUAAUCCCCAGUCUACUGACUCUGUGGCGGAGCGCUGUGCGGUCGACAGGAACCCUGGACGCAUCCAACCGUUGCCGAGUGACCCCGCUUCAAGAUAUCGCGCUCAUGGGUGAACCUCUGAAGGGAAUCGGCCAUGUUCCAGCGCCUUCUCGCCGAUCUCACUCGCAGAUCCGGGCGUUUGACAUUCUCGUUACUGCAGAACAUCGUCUUCUCAUUCUCGCACCGAAGCUGGCUGAACCGGAUGCGGCUUCUACCUCUCGCACAUUGGUCACUGAGUCGCCUACUCGCGCGGCAGACCAACUCCGGCUGCGCCAGGGAGAACUUGACGUAGAUGGAAUGGACCGUGUACUGAGUGGAAUGGCGCAUAACCGAUCCCUUCACAUGGGAAGCCCGAUCAAGCGGACGCGGAUAUUUACAUGA